Messenger RNA from Plasmopara halstedii, 423 nucleotides. Its product is annotated as ribosomal protein l13. The coding region runs from base 1 to 423 and encodes 140 amino acids. The transcript has a single exon. Gene Ontology annotation, cellular component: mitochondrial large ribosomal subunit; ribosome. The record is from RefSeq and is a predicted model, not a curated record. Gene Ontology annotation, molecular function: structural constituent of ribosome; mRNA binding. Gene Ontology annotation, biological process: translation; negative regulation of translation. Lineage: Eukaryota; Oomycota; Peronosporomycetes; Peronosporales; Peronosporaceae.
AUGAGUAAAAUUGCGCAAGCGUCCAAGGUAAUGUGGCACGUGGUGGACGCCAAGGGACAAGUGCUAGGUCGCUUGGCCUCUCAGCUGGCUCCUAUUCUGCGUGGCAAGCACAAACCAACGUACGCACCCAAUGCUGACUGUGGCGAUUAUGUGGUGGUGAUCAACGCUAAAGAUAUUGUGCUCACGGGCAACAAGUGGAACAAUAAGUUAUAUCGUUGGCACACUGGCCACCCUGGUGGACUCAAGCAGCGCACAGCCAAGGAACUUCUCGAGCGCAAACCUGAACAAGUGUUGCGCAAGGCCGUCUAUGGCAUGCUGCCCCGCAACAGGAUGCGCGCUCUCCAAGACAAGAAGCUCAAGAUCUUUAUGGGCGAAACACACGACUUUGUCAAAGAGGUGGGAGAGAAUCCCGUCAUUUAUUAA